UCUGUUGUCUGUGUCAGCUGGGGGUUUUCUGCCAAAUCAGCGGAGUGGUUUUUUUAGGUCAAUUUGAAACUUUGUAGGACCAUUUUCUGACCCAAAGUCUCUCCUUUCAGGGCUGUAAACAGUAAACCGGAUCAGAGAACUAGAUCCAGGAGGAUUCAGCCACACAAAGUAAACGAAACUGAAAACUGUGAAGGUUUUAGGCUCCGUCUGUGACAGUGAAAAUGGGAAAGAAAAGGGGGAAGGACAAGAGCUCCAGAGAGGAAGAUGACAUUGACCUGACAGGUCCAUCCUGCAGGCACAUUAAAAAGGGAACAGACCAAACUCUUCUAAAGAAACUCUCCGGGAAUUCUGAUUGGACGAGUUGCCAGGAUUGUAAGCAUGAAGAAAAUGAAGAAAAUAAAGAAAAUAUCAGCGCUACCUUGCCUCAGGAGUCAGAAGAGGAUCAUGAAACAGCUGGCGUAUGGAUGUGCUUAAAAUGCGGCCAUAGAGGAUGUGGACGAAACUCUGAGAACCAGCAUGCUAUCAAACAUUAUGAGACUCCUCGGUCGGAUCCACAUUGCCUGGUGAUCAGCUUGGACAGCUGGAGUGUGUGGUGUUACAUAUGUGAUGAUGAAGUCCAGUACUCCAGAACUGGACAUUUGGCUCAGUUGGUGACCAACCUAAAAAAACAACCCUCUGCAGAUCCCAUAAAAAGACCACAAAAAAGAGUGAAAGAGGAAGACAGUUUGUUGGAUGUUGAGCAGAAGACAGAAACUGUAAAAGCAGAGGAAACUGAGGACAAGGAAAACAAAGAAAAUAUAGGCCGCCAAAAGAAAAACACCAAGAAGGAUAGUGUUGGGAAAUCACAAAAGUCUGGUGCAUCUGAAGAAAGUGGUGGUGUUUCAGUAAAGGGGCUGAGCAACCUGGGAAACACAUGCUUCUUUAAUGCAGUCAUUCAGAAUCUCUCUCAAACACAGCUAUUAAGACAGACUCUCAACAAAGUGACAGAAGAGAAAAUGAGCCUUAACAUUGAACCUGUUGCCUCCUCGGAUCUGGAGCCUAUUGGAGUGCAGUUAGAUCAGCCCGGAUCCCUGACAUUGGCUAUGUGUCAACUAUUAAAUGAGAUCCAGGAAUCUAAGAAGAGUGUGGUAACACCACGGGAGUUGUUCACACAAGUUUGUAAAAAGGCUGCCCGGUUCAAAGGGUUUCAGCAGCAGGAUAGCCAAGAGCUGCUGCGCUACCUUCUGGAUGGGAUGCGAGCUGAGGAGAUCAAAAGAGUAAGCUCGGGCAUCAUGGAAGCAUUGAAAGAAUCUGGAAAAGGCACAGAUGGAGAGCAGCUUAAAUCACUUGUUAAAGAGUACGAGAAAAAUGGAUUUCCCAAAAACUUUGUUGACCACGUUUUUGGUGGGGAAAUGACCAGCACUAUAAUGUGUCAGCAGUGUAAAACGGUGUCUGUAGUCACAGAGAUGUUUUUGGAUCUCUCCCUUCCUGUUUCUGAUGAGGCAUAUAGAAAGAAGAACCAGAAAAACGUUCAAAACACCAGUGAGUCAAGCCAGGAUGACAGGAACAGCCCUGCUUUGACCAAUGGAAAUGAUGACAUUCCCAGCAGCAAGUACCAGCAAAAGAAAGCGAAGAAGCAGGCGAAGAAGCAAGCAAAGCAUCAAAAGAGACAGCAGAAGCAUGAGAGCAGAGUCACUUUGGACAGUCUCACAUCUUCAAGCCACACAGAGGGGGAACAGACAGAUCCUAUUACAGAUGCAGAGGAUGGAGAAAAUGCUCACAAUCAAACACAUGAAGAAGCCCCGCUGAGUGAAGAAAAUCCUGUCUCUGAACAGGACCAGAAAAACCAUGACAUGAUCCAGGACGAAAAGGAAAAUGAAGAGGACGAGGAUUCAUUGAUUGACUGCGACUCAUCAGCUGCGUCAUCGGUCAGCAAUCGUUUUACUGUCUUAUCAGAGGAGCAACACUCAAAGGACAGCAUCAUAGACGAUGAAAAAACAUCUGACAUGGAUCAGGAAGGAGAAGAAGAUUCACCGCUGGUGAAUGAAAUGGAGAAAGUAACCCUGGAAGAUACCUUCAUAGAAGACUCAGAUUCUGUGGAACAAAUCAUGGAGACUGAAGAUGAGCCACUGGAGGCUAAAGAGUACACGGUAGUAAAUCAGGACCCAGAGCUGGCUUUCCAGACCCUGGCUACCAGGACGACCCCUGAGAAACAGGAGUGUUCAGUGCAGUCGUGCCUUUUUCAGUUCACAGAAGUGGAGACCCUCACGCAGAACAACAGCCUGCUUUGUGUCACAUGCACUAAACGGCAGCCGAACAAAGAUAAAACUGGAGGCUCCAAGAAGAAUAUUUACACUGAUGCCUUUAAGCAAAUGCUGAUCUCCUCUCCCCCACCAGUCCUAACCCUUCAUUUGAAGAGAUUUCAACAGAAUGGAUACAGUAUUUGUAAGGUCAACAGACAUGUCCAAUUCCCUCUGAUACUGGAUCUAGCUCCCUUUUGUGGGGUUAAGUGUAAGAAUGUGACUGAGGGAGAUACUCAGAUUUUGUACAGUCUGUACGGUAUCGUAGAGCACAGUGGAACAAUGAGGUCAGGUCAUUACACAGCCUAUGUGAAAGUACGACCUGAGUACCCUAAACCCUCAUCCAACGGACUUGCAGCAGAAGGAGAUGCACAACCACCCAGAGGAUCCUGGUUCCAUAUCAGCGACACAAGCGUUCAGCCUGUGAGCGAGAGUAAAGUCCAGGGUUGCCAAGCCUACCUCCUCUUCUAUGAAAGAAUCGUCUAAUCAAACAAUGCGUCACUACUCAGGAAAUCCAAACAAACCAAACUGCUGCUUCAGCUCCACAGUAUACGGGAUCUUAAACAGUUGACCAACCAUGGCCUGUUUUGUCAGGGACUUAAACUGGGCUGUGAUGAAAUGAUAUUAAUUAUACAGAAAGGACAUUCGCCAACCUUGACUUUUUCCAUCACAGAGAUGUCGAACAAUGUUUCAAGUAAUAAACAGUACAGCUGUAUGUUUUCAAACUCAUGGGAAUAUGACAAGGUGUGCAAUGAAAGUCUAGAUGGACAUUGAACAGAUUGUGGUAUUGGAUUUGUACACAUAACAAAAAAUGGAUUUCAGGAUGAAUUAAAGAUGGGGAAGAGUAAUUUGUACAAAAUAUUUAUAUGUCUAUUUUUUUUUUUAUCAAUGUCAUGUAAUGAAAUGCAAAAUAAGAGAAGUUUUUCCUGU
Molecule: messenger RNA, 3209 nt
Organism: Morone saxatilis (striped sea-bass)
Lineage: Eukaryota; Metazoa; Chordata; Actinopteri; Moronidae
Gene: usp16
Product: ubiquitin specific peptidase 16
Exons: 18
Coding region: 222-2765 (847 amino acids)
Biological process (GO): regulation of cell cycle; regulation of gene expression
Cellular component (GO): cytosol; nucleus
Molecular function (GO): cysteine-type endopeptidase activity; cysteine-type deubiquitinase activity; zinc ion binding
Source: RefSeq, a predicted model, not a curated record